Messenger RNA from Solanum verrucosum, 455 nucleotides. RefSeq lists its product as uncharacterized. The record is from RefSeq and is a predicted model, not a curated record. The transcript has 2 exons. Bases 131 to 442 code for a protein of 103 amino acids. Gene Ontology annotation, cellular component: endomembrane system. NCBI's taxonomy places the organism in Eukaryota, Viridiplantae, Streptophyta, Magnoliopsida, Solanales, Solanaceae.
ACACACGCAAAGACGCCUUCUUCUUUAGCCUAACUCUGUUUCUGCUGAAAAAGGUAUUUCCCACUAACCCUUCUUCUUCUUCUUCUUCUUCUUCUUCUUCAAGCAUUACAAAGAAAUAGUGUUUGUUUCAAUGGCGUAUGUCGAUCAUGCUUUCUCAAUUUCCGAUGAGGAUAUGAUGAUGGAAGGUUCUCAUGCCGAUAACAAUCGUGGACCCAUUAAAGAGAUCGCUCUUGCUGUUUCCCUUCUUGUAUUUGGUACCCUCGCUAUUUUUCUAGGUAUUUUCAUGGCAAUCAAUAAGGUCGGUGGCGAUACAGCUCAUGGGCUUUUUUUUGCUAUACUUGGUGGAGUUCUGUUUAUACCAGGGUUCUACUAUACAAGGAUUGCAUACUAUGCUUACAAGGGUUAUAAAGGUUUCUCUUUUUCCAAUAUACCUCCUGUCUAGAGUCGAUUAUCGA